UCUACCACACGCUCACACGUUUCUCAAAGCUGCGCUCCUCUCUACCUGUCCGCACUAACUCUUCUUUUUCACGACCUGAAGGGAUUCCCACAAAGAAACGGACAGAAUGUGUCGGACGAACAUUUAAUCGAUCGCCAACUCGACUAGAAAUGGACUAAAGAGCACUUUUUAGCGUGUUUUGCCUGGCAAAAAAGAAGACUUCCCAAAAGGACAUAGACAGCUAAAGACAUGGACUGGAAGACCCUCCAAGCCCUCCUAAGCGGGGUGAACAAGUACUCCACUGCAUUCGGCCGUGUUUGGCUCUCGGUGGUGUUUGUCUUCAGGGUGAUGGUGUACGUGGUGGCGGCUGAGAGGGUGUGGGGCGACGAGCAGAAGGACUUUGACUGCAACACCAAACAGCCCGGCUGCGCCAACGUCUGCUACGACUACUACUUCCCCAUCUCCCACAUCCGCCUGUGGGCGCUGCAGCUCAUCUUCAUCACCUGCCCGUCCUUCAUGGUGGUGAUGCACGUAGCGUACCGCAAGGACCGCGAGCGCAAGCACCAAGCCAAGAACGCCGAGGGCCCCAAGCUGUACAACAACACGGGCCAGAAGCACGGCGGCUUGUGGUGGACGUACCUCAUAAGCCUUUUUGUCAAGACGGGUAUCGAAAUCGCCUUCCUUUACAUCCUGCACCACAUCUACAACAGCUUCUACCUGCCCAGGCUGGUCAAGUGCGAGGUGUCGCCGUGCCCCAACACGGUAGACUGCUACAUCGGCCACCCCACCGAGAAGAAAGUCUUCACCUACUUCAUGGUGGGGGCCUCGGCGCUCUGCAUCAUCCUCAACAUCUGCGAGAUCAUUUACCUCAUCACCAAGCGGCUUCUAAAAAUCCUGAACAAACACAGGAAGGGAAGACAGAACCUCCCCGCGUGGCCACAAGACGAAGCCUUCAACAAUGCCGCCCGGUCUUCGACCAAGAUGGACCUGGAGGACAAGCUUCCGCCCAAUAUGGACCUGGAGGACAAGCUUCCGCCCAAUAUGGACCUGGAGGACAAGCCGCCGUCGUUCAAUUCGGCAAACAAACCAGAGUACAGACUUUCCAAGCUGAAGCUGGACGACAAGCUCCGGUCUUCACUACCGAACUUGUCCAUUCCUUACUGAGCCGAGAAAAGCGGACGUUAAGAUGAAAACCACGAGCGGUGACGCAUUUUGCAGGCUUUGAAAACACACACAUCGUUUCUGUGUGUGUGUGGAAGCUGAGUCAUUGAGCGCACACCUUAAGACUCUUUCUGAGCUUAUGAACUUUGGCUUGCAAGUCGCAAUCCACAACACACACCAGCUACAGCGGAUCGAUUUUACAUAGAUUCUUCUGGAACCUGCCUUUUGAACGUCACAAGCACACACACACAGUACAUGUCAUCAAGCUUCACGGUGAUGUGACCAUGAUGCCUGCAAGCAGGCCCCAGCUUACUGAGGAGUAGUUGUGAUUGUGGAAUGUGGACACACGACAAUGGCUGACAACCGUGCUUGAAAGUAUGCCAACUUGUUUUUCCAUACCAUAACUUGACCUAUAGAGGUGAUACAAGGCAUCCCCUUAAUGCAUUUCUUCAGUGAAGAACAUUCUAGCAUGCAGCCUCUCAUUAGCUGUUAGUUUCACAACCUGCCCACUGCUGAUUUAAAUCAUUAGAAAGGAAUGCUGCCGUUUCCAUCACAGUCCUUCAUACAAUUAUGUGUAUUUGUUUAUUUUUAUACAUAUUAAAUUUAUUGAAAAAAAGACUCUGGUCUGCUUAUAGACGCCGCACUACUGUGUCCCCAAACUCUUCCAGCAUCAAUCAGUAGAUGUGAUAACAGAAAAUGAUGUCACUUAAUGGCCGGAAAAUCAAGACCAUGUCUUUGGAAUUUUAAGUCAGAAGUAAGAAUCUCAGCUUGCUCGUCCGACAGGUUCUUACAAGGUGCGGCAGUAAGACUUAUCAUUCACUCUAAAUGAUUUCCUUCACAAACUGUAUAAAUGAUUGUUUGCAAAUCCUGACAUGGUGGAACAAAUAUGGAUAAGUUAGGCCGUGUGCUUGUCGCCUCAUGAAACAGUGUGGGAUGUAACGAUAUUAAAAUGUCAUUUCACGGUUAAUGAUGAAUGUGCUCAAAAAAUACUUUUACACACUAUAAAAACUUUUAAAGGUGAAAGUCACUUUUUUGGAAUUUUUUCUAUAAUUCACAAUCCUCUAAAGGACAAGAACACAAUUGUUUAAUGCAUUCUAACUCAAAUAAUCAAAUAAAAGUCAACUUACAAUGGAGCCGAUGGGAGCCAUGACAUCAUUGCAUCUAUUCCCAAACCCAAUAACCAUCCAAAAAGCACCAACAAUAGUUCAUUUUCAUUUUGUGAUUUGAAUAUUAAUCUCGUUUUAGCGAUAUUGUUAUUAGAAGCACUAACGUUAAGGACCUACAUUUAGAUAACUUUCCUUAUGCUGCUGUAUUGACAUCACCAGCUGUUGAGCUGCUGUCUCACGUUGGUUCUAGAUUAUAGAUUAUAAAUCAUAAUUCUCACCUUGAUAGUAGAAGGUUGUGGACAUAAACAGAUAAAUUGGUCCACUUUGACAGCCAAUUUGAACCCGGAAAUGGCUAAAAAGACCCAAAAAGACGCUUAGUUGCACACACCCUUUUUUGUUUGCAAGGAUUAUGAUUAAUUCUUCAUUUAAACAGGAAUAUAACAACAUCCUAGCAGUCAGAGCAGACAUUGUACAGUAAGUGAUGUUUUCUUGUGUUAGUUGGCUCUCAUGAAGUCUGCAGUGAGCAGUUAUCAGUGAUAAAGUUAGGGGGAAAAGACGAUUGUCGGGAAGCGUUUUUUAAAUUAACACGCCGCCGUAUGCUUAAAAUGAGCAAGAUUACAUAUACAUAAAUAUGACAUAUAUACUUACAACGUGUAUAAAAAACCUUGGAUGCGUUUCCAUGUUUAUUUAAGCGACUUAUAGGCAAAACAGGGCGACUCCCAUUGGCUAUUGUAAGCGGACAUUUCUUAAUGUUUACUAGUUAGAAUGCAAUAAAAAAAGAAAAACGUGUGCUUGUCUUACAUAAGGACUGUGAAUAAUAGGCAGAACUCCCCCAAAAAGUGCAGUUCAGCUCUAACAAGUUUUAUGAAAUGUUCUAAAUAAAAUAGACCCAAAAUAUACUUUCAUGGCAGAAGAAACAUUAAAUAUUAUUCUGGCUUCUUAUCUUCACUUCUGGUUUAUGUGACCUCAUCGGAGUUCUCUUCCUGCUGUCGUUAUUCCUUACAGUAUGGCUUGAUCACUUUGGUCCACAGCCUGUAGGUUCAAUGUACACAAAUAGUUUAGUUGUUCUGACAGCAAUUAGUCUAUAUAAGAUUAGAUUGAGGUAUGUCGUUUCUUAAUAGGAAAAUACAAAAUUCCCUUAUAUUCAUGUUAGCAUUUAAGCUAGCUAGCGACAGGGUAUCCGCGACGUCUUAAAUCCAAUCAUUUUAAUUUAAGAACUUAAAAUCUCGUAAAUUCUUUUUUUUUUUUUUAAUCACAGAAUAUCUCAAGUAUGACUUGAGUGUCUUAAAAUAUUUAAACGUUAUAUGUAUUCAAACAAAUGCAGAUUUCAGUCGGCAGACUCCCUUGGUGACGUCACGUGACAACCCUCUAUAUCAGUGGUUCUCAACCUUUUUUCAGUGAUGUACCCCCUGUGAACAUUUUUUUAAUUCAAGUACCCCCUAAUCAGAGCAAAGCAUUUUUGGUUGAAAAAAAAGAGAUAAAGAAGCACUAUGUCAUCAGUUUCUGAUUUAUUAAAUUGUAUAACAGUGCAAAAUAUUGCUCAUUUGUAGUGGUCUUUCUUGAACUAUUUGGAAAAAAAUAUAUAAAAAUAACUAAAAACUUGUUGAAAAAUAAACAAGUGAUUCAAUUAUAAAUAAAGAUUUCUACACAUAGAAGUAAUCAUCAACUUAAAGUGCCCUCUUUGGGGAUUGUAAUAGAGAUCCAUCUGGAUUCAUGAACUUAAUUCUAAACAUUUCUUCGCAAAAAAAGAAAUCUUUAACAUCAAUAUUUAUAGAACAUGUCCACAAAAAAAUCUAGCUGUCAACCCUGAAUAUUGCAUUGUUGCCUUUCUUUUCACAGUUCUUUGUGACAGACAUUUUAGUGAGAAACCUGAGCUUGUGCUUCACUGAGUUUAUGAACUUACAUUCAUAUUUUGUUGAAGUAUUAUUCAAUAAAUAUAUUUAUAAAGGAUUUUUGAAUUGUUGCUAUUUUUAGAAUAUUUAAAAAAAAUCUCACGUACCCCUUGGCAUACCUUCAAGUACCCCCAGGGGUACGCGUACCCCCAUUUGAGAAGCACUGCUCUAUAUGAAGCACACUGCACCCUCCGCAAAAAAACUUUGAAAUACUGGACAUGAAUUCAUUAGAA
This is a messenger RNA of Nerophis lumbriciformis (worm pipefish), 4371 nucleotides long. RefSeq names its product gap junction protein beta 3 (gene gjb3). Gene Ontology annotation, cellular component: connexin complex. Gene Ontology annotation, biological process: cell-cell signaling. The record is from RefSeq and is a predicted model, not a curated record. Gene Ontology annotation, molecular function: gap junction channel activity. NCBI's taxonomy places the organism in Eukaryota, Metazoa, Chordata, Actinopteri, Syngnathiformes, Syngnathidae.